GCCAGUGCUGGGAUAGAGAAGUGGACUCUCACCGAAGCGUGUGGUUCAGUCUCCCCCGAGCUUCUCCGCUGGCCUUCGCAGUCUCGUCAUGUCCUGCUACAUCUACCAGCUGCCCUCCUGGGUGCUGGAUGACCUGUGCCGCAACAUAGACACACUCAGCGACUGGGACUGGAUGCAUUUUGCCUCCUAUGUGAUCACAGACCUGACCCAGCUGCGGAAGAUCAAGUCGAUGGAGCGGGUGCAGGGUGUGAGCAUCACCCGGGAGCUGCUGUGGUGGUGGGGGAUGCGACAGGCCACCGUCCAGCAGCUGCUGGACCUGCUGCACCACCUGGAGCUCUACCGUGCCGCCCAGAUCCUCCUGAACUGGAAACCAGCUCCUGAGACCAAGUCUUCUGUCCCGCAUUUCCCGGGUGCCGUGCAGCCAGGAGGGCCAGGGGCGGCUUCUGUGAGCAACGCCGAGGGUGAGCAGCAGAAGGGGCGGCCCGUGAGGCCGGCUGCCCUUCCAGGCCCAGGUCCUGCUCCAGCCAGAGCCAACCUCCUGCCUCCUCCUGAAGAUGCUCCUCCUUCCUUAAACACUGACCUUCCUGCUUCAUCUGAUUCAAAGGAUUUCAGCACCUCCAUUCCUAAGCAAGAAACGCUUCUGAGCGAGGCUACAAACAGCAUGUUCUGGAGCGAGGAGGACGUGGUUCAGGCAACUGAUAACUUCAAUCAAACCUACAAAAUCAGUGAGGGGACCUUUGCUGACAUCUACAGAGGACAAAGGCAGGGCACGCCAUUUGUCUGCAAGAAGCUCAGAGAGACGGACUGCUCAGGCCCAGGAUCAAUUGAGAAAUUCUUGCAAGCAGAGAAACAGAUUUGUCAAAGAUGCUGCCACCCCAAUAUCUUACCUCUGCUGGGCUUCUGCACUGGAAAACAGUUUUACAGCUUGAUCUACCCCUACAUGGCAAAUGGUUCUUUACAGGACAGACUCCGGUGUCAGGGCGGCUCACAUCCCCUCCCCUGGCCCCAGCGCAUCAGCAUCUUCUCAGGGCUGCUUCGUGCUGUGGAGUACCUUCACAGCUUGGAGAUCAUCCACGGCAACAUCAAGAGCUCCAAUGUUUUGCUAGAUCAAAACUUCACCCCCAUGCUGGCUCACCCAGUGGCUCACCUGUGUUCUGUCAACAAAAGGUCAAAAUACACUGUGAUGAAGACCCACCUUUUCCAGGCCUCAGCUGCGUAUCUGCCAGAUGAUUUCAUCAAGGUGGGACAGCUGACAAAGCGAGUGGACAUCUUCAGCUGUGGAAUAGUGUUAGCUGAGGUCCUCACUGGCAUCCCUGCGGUGGAUAACGACCGAAGCCCAGCUUUCCUGAAGGAUUUACUCCUCUGGGAAAUUCCUUGCUCCAGGAAGAUGGGCACAGAGAAAGUGAUGGCCAAGGAAAUCUGCCAGAAAUACCAGGAGAAAACAGCAGGGACGCUGCCGGAAGACUGCGCAGAGGCUUUGGCCACAGCCGCCUGCCUCUGCCUGCGGAGGCGGAACCCCAGCCUGGCCGAGGUACGUGGCUCUGUGGCUGCUGUGGAAGAGCGGCUAAGAGGUCAAGAGAUGUUGCUCCCUUGGGAUGGGCUUUCAGAAGGCACAGGCUCUUCCUCCAACACCCCAGAAGAAACGGACGAUGUGGACAAUUCCAGCUUUGAUGCUUCCUCCUCCAUCAGUGCAGCCCCCCAGUCUGGGAUUGCUGCCUCGCCUGCCCCCACAGAAGAUGGAGAAGGCAGGAUGCAGGCCAGUAGGGGAAUGCAGGCUGACUCCUCCUCUGAGGCUUGUACCAGUCCAGAGCCUUCACGGGAUGAGACUUCAUGGAAGAUCGAGAUCAAUGAGGCCAAAAGGAAACUGAUGGAGAAUAUCUUGCUCUACAAAGAGGAGAAAUUGGACAGCAUUGAGCUUUUUGGACCCUGAUGACCAGAACACAGCUGAAGACCCUUGUCCUCAAUUGGAAAGAUGACUGUCAAAUCAAGAAAAAAGUCUAGGGCAGAAUCCAAGAUCUCCCGAGAAACACAAACCAAACAUCAGCUUCUCUGAGGGGAAGAGAAAUAUCUAAUUUCCAGAGUAAGUGAAGGGAGAAGGGGCCUCAGAUUUCAGAGAGCAGAAUCCACGAUGUCCUCUUCUUUUCUGGGAUUUGUUCAUCAGAGCUGGAUGUCAGGAGACUGAAGCAGAAAUCCUGAAACAUGAGCCCAGGAUGUGAGCAAUUUCCUGGUUCUGGGGUGGAUACGACAUUAACCGCCCCAGCACACGCCGUUACCUUGACCUCACCCUCGACAACUGACAGAGCAUUCUGAAUGCUGAUGGCACGUUCCCAAGUAAAGAUCUCUGGGUCAUAUUUGUCAACCACCACCAGCAAACUUCCAUGACCUGAAAGAUGUUAACUUGUGUCCCAAGAAGUUCUUGACAUUUCUCAAGGUCUCAAGUUUUAUAAAUGUCGCACACCUGACAAAGGGGUCUGUAAGUUUUCUGCUUUGUCUGUUGGAAAACAGGAGAACUGAUUUUAUAUCUGCUGCUAAUUAAUUCAAUCAUGUAAUUUGUGGAACCUCAGUUUCCUUAUAAGUAACACCUGUUCAUUUCCCCACCGUGGGCUGUUGGGAAGAACAGAUGAGACAUGGCUGCAGAAGUACUGUACUUUAAAAAUGCACUUGUCCUGUUUUAUAAAGUAAAUAAAUAAAGACAUUAAAUAUCUAUUUCUGCCAUGUACCAAGUUUUUAUGCGGUGGGCAUAUUUCUGAAAAGUCAUGUUUCUGAUCUUUUUGUGAAACAAAUGCUCUUUUAUAUUUAAUGUGCCCUGUUUUAAAUAACCCUAGUACAGUGAUAUGUUCCCUUACUUUUUAUUUUUGUAAAAUAAAAAGACAUUGAUAAAGUCAA
This is a messenger RNA of Phyllostomus hastatus (greater spear-nosed bat), 2886 nucleotides long. It is a transcript of the gene IRAK2, whose product is annotated as interleukin 1 receptor associated kinase 2. Gene Ontology annotation, biological process: protein phosphorylation; intracellular signal transduction; interleukin-1-mediated signaling pathway. Lineage: Eukaryota; Metazoa; Chordata; Mammalia; Chiroptera; Phyllostomidae. The transcript is spliced from 13 exons. Gene Ontology annotation, cellular component: plasma membrane; nucleus; cytoplasm. The coding region runs from base 89 to 1930 and encodes 613 amino acids. Gene Ontology annotation, molecular function: protein binding; ATP binding; protein kinase activity. The record is from RefSeq and is a predicted model, not a curated record.